AUGAAAAAUGAUCAAGUGUGUAUUGGGUUUAAUUUAUUUUUUGAAUAAAAGAUUUUAGAUAUAGGAACUGGUAAUUCUAAACAAAAGUUGGAAUAGGCAGAAUAAAUAGUUGAAUAAUGGUAAAAAUUAAAUAAUGAAGAGAAAAUGUAUUGGUAAUAAAAAGAAGAAGCGUUAAAGUCACAGAUUAACAGCAAAAUGAAUAAAAAAUAGAGGCAAUGCUAAACUUAAGAAUAAAAGGAUAUUGAAGAAAUUUAAAACAAUAUUCAAUUUAUGAAAUUUGAUGAAGCUAAAUAAAAUUAUAAAAAAAGAAUAUAAGAAAAUCUCCAAUAAUAUGAAGAAAAAUUAGAUGAUGAUUCUAAAGUUUAAAAAAUUAAAAAUCCAUAAAAUAGCAAAAAAAACAUAUAAAGAAGAAAGCCAAAGGAUGAUGAUGACAAUUUUGAAGAAGAAGAAAUAAAAAAAGGAAGAAAAUUUAAUGUUAAACAAUCAAAGCGAGGUGGAAAGAGAAGAAUGUGA
Paramecium tetraurelia is the source of this 513-nucleotide messenger RNA. RefSeq lists its product as uncharacterized. Lineage: Eukaryota; Ciliophora; Oligohymenophorea; Peniculida; Parameciidae. The transcript has a single exon. The record is from RefSeq and is a predicted model, not a curated record.